Plutella xylostella (diamondback moth) is the source of this 963-nucleotide messenger RNA. It is a transcript of the gene Prp38, whose product is annotated as pre-mRNA processing factor 38. NCBI's taxonomy places the organism in Eukaryota, Metazoa, Arthropoda, Insecta, Lepidoptera, Plutellidae. The record is from RefSeq and is a predicted model, not a curated record.
GCUUACUGCUGUCAAAAUCAGUCAAAAUGGCGAACCGCACGGUAAAAGACGCGAAAUCUAUUCGCGGUACAAAUCCUCAAUAUUUGAUAGAAAAGAUCAUAAGAUCGCGUAUUUAUGACUGCAAAUACUGGAAGGAAGAAUGUUUCGCUUUAACCGCCGAGUUAUUGGUCGACAAAGCCAUGGAAUUGCGGUAUAUCGGAGGUGUCCACGGAGGGUUUAUUUACCCCACACCGUUUCUGUGUUUAGUGUUAAAAAUGCUACAAAUACAACCUGAAAAGGACAUCGUCGUUGAAUUUAUAAAGAAUGAAGAGUUCAAGUAUGUGCGAGCGCUUGGCGCUUACUAUAUGAGACUCACGGGAACCUCUGUUGAUUGCUACAAAUACUUGGAACCUCUUUUCAAUGAUAACCGAAAACUGCGCAGGCAAAAUCGACAGGGCCAGUUUGAAAUAGUGCACAUGGACGAGUUUAUUGAUGAAUUACUGAGAGAGGAACGUCUGUGCGAUAUUAUUUUGCCAAGAAUACAGAAGCGACAUGUGUUGGAAGAGAACAAUGAACUUGAACCAAAGGUUUCAGCUUUAGAUGACGAUUUGGACGAGGAUAUGCCCUCUGAUGAAGAAAACCCUGAGCCCGAAUCCAAAGAAAACAGACGCGAUAAAGACAGGAAGGAUAAGGACAGAAAGAGGGAGAGAUCAAGAGAAAAGGAAGUAAGGAGAGACAAACCUCGGAAAAGAGAGCGCUCAAGAAGCAAAGAGAGAAGGAGAGAUGACCGGCGUGAAAGAGACAGGGAACGGGAGAAGGAAAGGGAUAGGGAUCGUGAACGAGUCCGUGAGAGAGAACCAUACAAAGAUAGAAGGGACAGGGGAGGCAGAGAAGUCAGAGAAAGAGAAAGAAAUAGGGAGGAAAGAAGCGGUAGAUACUAGUGGGUACUUUAUUAGUAAGGUUUAAUAAAUAAGUUUAAUUUGA